CCAUCGUACAAUCUCUUUCCCUAAAGUAGGAAUUUUGAAAUCUGUGGCCCUCGCUUCUCUUGUGCUUUGUUUCUUCUUCGCAGUCGCUUCCUUCCUGUGCUGCCGGACGUACAGCUCCACGGUGGGGUUGGUGAAAUGGCAAAGAAGCCCAAAGAGCCAGACAGCAGCAAUGGCAAUAGCGCGAAGGGCAGUGGUGAUCCCAAUUCUAGUUCGUCCAGCGUUUUCAAAACCUUGUUCGGAGAUGUUGCCGAACAUCACGCCUCUGCAUCCAUAUUCUCCGACGACAAUCCGUUCCGGAGAAAACCUAGUGAUCGUUCUCAAACACCCCAUCAACAGGGAGGGUUAAGGUUAGGGUCUGGUUCAGCUGAAGGCGUCGGGAAGACCACUCAUGCUGACCACGAAAGCGCCGAUUUGUUUGAGGCAAAGAAGAGGAAGAGGAUCAAAGAGAAGAAAGCCAGUCCCAAUUCGGAUUUGGUAGACGAAACUUCAGUGACCCCUUUGCAGAGAAAGAAGAAAUCAAAGAAGGAGGAACCAAAAAGCUCCAAUUUUGGUGCCGAAUCGGGGGAGGAAGGUGCAGCGAAAAACGGUGAUAUUGGUCUCGAUUCCAAGGAAUCUAAGAAAGAAGGAAAAGGAAGAAAACAUAACUUGAGUACAGGUUUGAUAGAAGCGUCGGAAAUAGGUAAAGGAGAAGACCCUAAUUUGGAGGUGGAGGCAGCGAAGGACCGGGAUGUGGGUAUGGAUCAGGCAAAAGGGGCGGAGAAGAAGAAAAAGAAGAGGAAGAGGGAUGAGCUUGAGGCAGCAUAUGAGGCGAGACAUUAUGAUGUUGCAGUGACUCAUGAGGAAGGGGGAGAGGGUGGAAUGGGAGGGAAAACUGUGGGGAAGAAGAGGAAAAAGGUUGAUGAUCAGGUGGAUAUGGUGGUUCCAAAGGAAGGUUUUGAUGAUGAGGCUAAGCUCUUGAGGACUGUGUUUGUUGGGAAUUUACCGCUGAAAGUUAAGAAGAAGUCUUUGUUUAAGGAAUUUAGCCAGUAUGGAGAGAUCGAGUCUGUGAGAAUUCGGUCCGUCCCUAUAUUGGAUACAAAGAAACCAAGAAAAUGUGCUAUAAUUCAGAAGAAAAUCAAUGAUGCGGUUGAUAGUGUUCAUGCCUACAUUGUUUUUAAAACAGAAGAAGCUGCUCAGGCUUCUUUGGGCCAUAAUAUGGCUGUGGUUGGAGGAAAUCACAUCCGUGUUGACAGGGCAUGCCCACCACGUAAGAAAUUGAAGGGAGAGAAUAUUCCACUUUAUGAUAACAAAAGAACUAUUUUUGUGGGUAACCUCCCAUUUGAUGUGAAGGAUGAAGAAAUAUAUCAGCUUUUUUCUGGUAUCAAAGAUCUAGAAUCCAACAUUGAGGCCAUUCGGGUUAUCAGAGAUCCUGGUACUAGUUUGGGGAAGGGCAUUGCUUUUAUCUUGUUUAAAACAAGGGGUGCUGCAAACUUGGUUGCCAAAAAGCACAGCUUGAAGCUUCGAGAUCGUGAACUACGGGUCUGUCAUGCCAGAUCAAACAACACACCAUCUAAAAGGAAAAACGUAUCAUCCAAAGAUGGAAAUGACUUGCCAACCAAGAGGUUAGCUGUGGACUCCAGGACUCCAGAUAAUAGUAACAGCAAGGUGAAAACAAGAGCUGCUAACUCUUACCAGGGCCUGCGAGCUAGUAAAUCCGGUGUCCAGAAGAAAGUUCAACCAAGAGCCUUUGAGUCGGCAAAGUUGAAAUCCAGGACCCAGAGCGGGGAGAAAAGGAAAGAGCGGAAGAGCAAGAGACCUGCAGUGUCUGCCCGAAAGGCAAAUGUACUGAAGGGCAGUGGGGCUUCGAAACAAACCGGGAAAAAGCGCAAGCUGGAAAGCCGGACCCCGGAGAAUGCCCGCCCAAAGAAGAAAACAAGGAAAUUUAGGUAGGAUUUAUGCGGGAAUCAUGCUAUAAAAAGACCUUUAGACAGGGUAGUGGCUCGUGUAAACUCGUUGCACUGCCGUGGGGACUAAGCAUAUCAAUAGCUGGCCACUUGGUUGUAUUAUGUUUUUUUAUGAAUUACACUUAAAAGUCUGUUUAAUCUUCAAUAGAAAAGGGAGAAUUUUAUGGA
This is a messenger RNA of Diospyros lotus (date-plum), 2111 nucleotides long. Its product is annotated as nucleolar protein 12. The transcript has 6 exons. Lineage: Eukaryota; Viridiplantae; Streptophyta; Magnoliopsida; Ericales; Ebenaceae. The coding region runs from base 136 to 1929 and encodes 597 amino acids. Gene Ontology annotation, molecular function: RNA binding. The record is from RefSeq and is a predicted model, not a curated record.